CCGUCCACCGAGAGAGCGCUACCCGGCGGCGACCAAAACUUGUCCGAUCUCGCGCAUUCCCACCACGAAACCUCCCGUUUUGCUAGCCGCCGUCACGGUUACCGCCGCCGUCGUCGGUGCCGCUAACGUCGCCGUCAAAACGUAUCACGUGAUAGUGCUUGUCAGUAUACAGCGUGAACUCGAGUGCUGACUGUUUUCCGUAUUUUACUUAUUGCCAUAGUAUUUACCGAGUUUUUUGUUUUUGCGUGUUAUACACAUUUUUUUUUAUUGGUUUUUACGUGUUUUAGUACACUAUAUUUUUAGUAUUUACUAUUGUAUUAGUAAAACUACAGUCUAUAAUGGAUCCUAUUGAUAUUCCUUCACCUAAGAAAAAAAAUCCUUGUGGAAAGUUUAUUGGUACUGGUCAAAAACAAAUAAUAAUCAAUCUGUACAAAGAUAUAGUUAAUCAACAACCCGAAAAUCCUGACAGCCCCCGAUUGAAGUACAAAGAAAUGCUUUUGAAAAUUUCAAAAGCAACCGGUAUUGGUCAACGUACAGUUCAGACAACUUUGGCCGAAUAUAAAAAUAAAGGUACUGUAACAUCGCCCAAUAAGAAGAAAAAUAGACCUACGAUUAUUGAAAAAGUGGACGAUUUUGACAAAAACGCAAUAAGGCAAAAAAUCCAUAGUUUUUGGCUCAAUCGUGAAGUGCCCACAAUUGCAAAGAUGUUGACUGCCAUAAAUGAAGAUGAGACACUACCAGAUCUAAAACGUUCAUCAUUUCAUAAAAUAUUGAAACAAUUGCAAUUUGUGUUCGUCAAAAAAUGUCGUAAUAGCGCGCUUCUCGAAAGAGAUGACCUUGUGACUUGGCGGCAAAAUUAUUUGAGCAACAUAAAGCAAUAUAGAGCAGAGGGCAGACAAAUAUAUUACUUAGACGAGACGUGGGUCAACGCGGGAGAAACACAUAGUAGAACAUGGGUAGACAGUUCAGUCACUUCACGACGGGACGCAUUCAAGAGAGGCCUCACAACAGGACAAAAGGACCCCUCGGGCAAAGGUAAGCGACUCAUCGUUUUACACAUUGGAUCAUCUGACGGCUUUGUCCCAGGGGGCCUUUUGUGCUUCGAAUCGAAAACAAACUCAUCCGACUACCAUGAUGAAAUGAAUGGUACUACAUUUUUUGAAUGGUUCGUUAAAAUUAUACCGUUACUUAAAGAUAAGGCAGUCAUUGUAAUGGACAAUGCAUCAUACCAUUCUGUAAGAAAAGAUCCAACUCCAGUGAGGUCGUGGAAAAAACAGGAAAUUAUAGACUGGCUAGAAAGUAAAGGCGAGGUCGUUAUACAACCAAUAGUAAAGGCGGUAUUGUUAGAAAAAGUAAAAAAAAUCAAAUCGGAACACGAAAAAUAUGUAAUCGACGAGUACGCGAAAGAAAAUGACAAAAUCGUUUUAAGAUUGCCUCCAUACCACUGCGAGCUGAACCCAAUAGAGCUCGCGUGGUCAUCCGUUAAACAUUAUGUCCGGUCGCUUAACAAUACAUUUAAAAUAAAAGACGUACAAGAAUUGUUAAAACAAGGUGUAGAACACGUAACACCAGAAAUGUGGGCCAAUUUUGUUAAACACGUCAUAAAGGAAGAAGAUAAAUUUUGGAAAAUCGACUUCAUCACAGAUGAAAUAUUGGAUGAAGAACCUGAAGGAGAACAACACAUCUUAACAAUAGGAACAGGUGAUACCAGUGGUUCUGAUUUAGACUCUGAAUGAUUUAUUUGUAUAAUUAAAAAUUUUUUUUGUUAUUAUUUUCUAUUUUAUUUUUUACAAAAUACAUUUUACCUGUAUGUAA
Molecule: messenger RNA, 1815 nt
Organism: Acyrthosiphon pisum (pea aphid)
Lineage: Eukaryota; Metazoa; Arthropoda; Insecta; Hemiptera; Aphididae
Exons: 2
Coding region: 339-1736 (465 amino acids)
Molecular function (GO): nucleic acid binding
Source: RefSeq, a predicted model, not a curated record